Messenger RNA from Odobenus rosmarus divergens (Pacific walrus), 992 nucleotides. Its product is annotated as olfactory receptor 4D9-like. The record is from RefSeq and is a predicted model, not a curated record. Gene Ontology annotation, cellular component: membrane. Gene Ontology annotation, molecular function: olfactory receptor activity; G protein-coupled receptor activity. Gene Ontology annotation, biological process: G protein-coupled receptor signaling pathway. NCBI's taxonomy places the organism in Eukaryota, Metazoa, Chordata, Mammalia, Carnivora, Odobenidae. The coding region runs from base 56 to 991 and encodes 311 amino acids. The transcript has a single exon.
CCAAGUACUUUCAUGUGAAGUAGCUUGAAACAAAAGAGAAAAACAAAAUGACUCAAUGGAGCUGAAAAACUACACCAGGGUGAAAGAAUUUACUUUCCUUGGCCUAACCCAGAAUCAAGGACUGAGCUUGGUCUUAUUUCUUUUCCUGCUUCUGGUGUACUUGACAACUCUCCUGGGAAACCUUCUCAUCAUGGUCACUGUGACCUAUGAGUCUCGCCUUCAUACCCCUAUGUACUUCCUGCUCCGUAAUUUAUCUGUUGCCGACAUCUGCUUUUCCUCCAUCACAGCUCCCAAGGUUCUGGUGGACCUUCUGUCACAGAGAAAGACCAUCUCCUUCAAUGGCUGCUUCACCCAGAUGUUUUUCUUCCACCUUGUUGGAGGGGUGGACGUAUUUUCUUUGUCAGUGAUGGCACUGGAUCGAUAUGUGGCCAUUUCCAGGCCCCUGCACUAUGUGACCAUUAUGAGUAGAGGCCGUUGCAUUGGAUUAAUAGUGGCUUCCUGGGUGGGGGGCUUUACCCACUCCAUCGUACAGAUUUCCCUGUUGCUCCCACUCCCCUUCUGUGGACCCAAUGUUCUUGACACUUUCUACUGCGAUGUGCCCCAGGUCCUCAGGCUCGCCUGUACAGACAUUUUUAUGCUUGAGCUGUUGAUGAUUUCCAAUAAUGGACUGCUCACCACACUGUGGUUUUUCUUCCUCCUGGUGUCAUAUAUGGUCAUAUUAUUAGUAGUAAGGUCUCAGGCAGGGGAGGGAAGGAGGAAAGCCAUCUCUACCUGCACCUCACACAUCACUGUAGUGAUUCUGCAUUUUGUGCCCUGCAUCUAUGUCUAUGCCCGGCCAUUCACCGCCCUCCCCACAGAUAAAGCCAUUUCUGUCACCUUCACUGUCAUCUCUCCUCUGCUGAACCCCUUGAUCUACACGCUGAGGAACCAAGAGAUGAAGUCAGCCAUGAGGAGAUUGAAAAGAAGACUCAUACCUUCUGACACGGAAUAGA